AAGGGCAUAGAAUGUUGAAAUGACAGGUUGUAGAUAGAAUCACGAUAUGCAAUGUUUUCUGUCGUGUCAUGAGCACAAGUGUUAUCAUUGACUUGAGGGAUGCUUUCACAUCGCGCCUGAGCCCUAAACGAGACAUUGAUGUGUCUCCGAUACUUGUUUUGAGCGGGCUCGGCUACCGCGCAUGUUGCUGUUGUUGCACUUGUCAUUUCCAUUGACAAGCUGUUGACAGUGCGCUGGCCUACGUUCAUCAAAAGAAAGGCCGUGUGGGUUCACUGCCAGCAGAUGUGGACGACACAGUGACUGAGACUGUCACAGCUUGUGUCUGUGCCCUGCAGCUGAGUACACGAGAACUUGAUCUGUGUCCACCCUCCGUAUUUCCUACGAGAAAGUCACCAUACGACAGCCCACUGUCAGAAUCAUGCCAGGCCUGGAAAAGCUUCUGCGGGGCAUCCUGCGCUACCAUCAGGGCACUAAACAGGAAAUGGUUCAUCAGCUGAACAGUUUUAAAGCCAAUCCUAAGGCUGUGGCCAUGUACUUCUCCUGCAUGGACUGUCGCUUGCAGCCGUCGCUGAUAACGGACACACGGCCUGGCGACAUGUUUGUUGUGCGUAACCCUGGUAACCUGAUCCCACACGCGCGUCACUGUAAUCUGCAGGAGUCCGUUACUGGAGAACCAGCGGCACUGGAACUGACAUGUGUCAAGCUAGAGAUCAGGGAUGUCAUUGUGUGUGGCCACUCAGACUGUAAGGCCAUGGAGGGCUUGCACAACUUUAAAGGGCAGUGCUCACAUGAUGAAGGAAGUCCAUUGGGCAACUGGUUGAAAAAGUAUGGUGGUGACUCUUUGGAGAAGUUCUCCCAGCUAACUGCUGAGAAUAACUACAGGGGACCGCUCAAGUUUGAAGGGGCAGCCAAGAAGUUUGAUUUUGAGGCGUUUAUAGAUCCCCAAAAGAAGCUGUCUGAAUGUGACAAGCUUUCACAAGUAAACUGUCUACAACAACUGACUAACAUCUCAAGUUACCCGUUCAUGAAGGAGAAGAUUAUCAUGAAUAAGGUGCAUCUUCAUGCCUUCUGGUUCGAUAUCCACACCGGCGAUGUUUUCAUGUUCAGUCGUCCAAGAAAACAGUUUCUGGAAAUCAACGAAGACACUUAUGACAGUUUAGUUUCAGAGACGCAAACAGCUUCUCCUGCAUAACCAUGGAAACGCGAUGUUUAAAAAUUAGCUGUUUGUACAGCAAGUCAGGCUGAAAGCCACUGCAAGUUAGCAGACUCAAUGUGCCAAUGUUCAGGCGACAAGUCUCGUCAGCCGGUUUGUUUCAUCAACAUGAUCAAUCAAUAAUGCUCAAUGGAUGGACAUUUCCAUGCAGAACAAUGUCUCAAUAGGGUCAGGGGUAAUGUUCAUACAACAAAUAUUCACCUAUAUCUGUAAAUAUAAACAAAUGGGGUCAGUGGUAAUGUUAAUACAACAAAUAUUCACCUAUAUCUGUAAAUAUAAACAAAUGGGGUCAGUGGUAAUGUUAAUACAACAAAUAUCAGCCUAUAUCUAUACAUGUAAACAAAUGGGGUCAGUGGUAAUGUUAAUACAACAGGUAUCAGCCUAUAUCUGUAAAUAAAUGGGGUCAGUGGUAAUGUUAAUACAACAGAUAUCAGCCUAUAUCUGUAAACAAAUGGGGUCAGUGGUAAUGUUAAUACAACAGAUAUCAGCCUAUACCUGUAAACAAAUGGGGUCAGUGGUAAUGUUAAUACAACAGAUAUCAGUCUCUACAUAAAUGUAAACAAAUGGGGUCAGUGGUAAUGUUUCAGAACCAUUCAGAAAAGGUGUUUUGUGUAUGGUCAUAUUUUACUUCACAUGGAAGCCUUCUUAAAAUUAUCUUGUCAUUGAUUGAAAUGGCAUUUUACCGUAUUUUUGUGGGCUUCUUAAAUUGUUUUCCCAUUGAUCAUGUGAAAGCCAUUAACCCAGUUGUUGUGUAGAGGGUACAUUGUAAGCACCAAUAGCCAUUAAGCCAGUUGUUGUAUAGAGGGUACAAUGUAUAGAGUUGAUAGCCAUUAAGCCAGUUGUUGUAUAGAGGGUACAAUGUAUAAUGCAGGUAGCCAUUAACCCAGUUGUUGUAUAGAGGGUACAAUGUAUAAUGCAGGUAGCCAUUAAGCCAGUUGUUGUGUAGAGGAUACAAUGUAUAAUGCAGGUAGCCAUUAAGCCAGUUGUUGUGUAGAGGGUAUAAUGCAGGUAGAGUUUCCUGUUAUGAAGAUCCCUGUGUCUUGUUGAAUGUCUAAUAUGUCUCAAAAGAUAUCUUGAGGUACACAUACCAAAAAUGACCUCAAAUUUCACCGACAAAAGUCCAUUUUUAGAGGCUAAUAAAUGUGACAAAAUAUUUUUUUCGGUGUUGAAACUUACAAUUUUCCAGGAGAAUAUCAUCCCAUGUUGUUAAAGCAAACCUCU
This is a messenger RNA of Liolophura sinensis, 2434 nucleotides long. Its product is annotated as beta carbonic anhydrase 1-like. Gene Ontology annotation, molecular function: carbonate dehydratase activity; zinc ion binding. The coding region runs from base 419 to 1192 and encodes 257 amino acids. The transcript has 5 exons. NCBI's taxonomy places the organism in Eukaryota, Metazoa, Mollusca, Polyplacophora, Chitonida, Chitonidae. The record is from RefSeq and is a predicted model, not a curated record.